This is a messenger RNA of Chara braunii, 2368 nucleotides long. The record is from the annotation of a GenBank genome assembly. Lineage: Eukaryota; Viridiplantae; Streptophyta; Charophyceae; Charales; Characeae.
UGAUGAACUCCCCAUGGACAUGUUGUUAGGUAUGUAUUACCUCUCUGUGGCACAGCGCCAGUUUGACUGGGACCGAAAAGUGGUCAAACACACUUUGCCAGGUGGAGGGACCGCCAGAUUACAUAAGUUCAAAGCUAGUAGUCUGAUUGAGUCCUACGGGUGCAUGUGUGCGGCCGCGUUCUACAAUUAUUAUAAGCAAAAUCAGGAGGAGGGUAUGUACUUAGUUUAUGUCUCUGCUGCAGGCGAGCCGGUGAAAAUGCCGCCGGAGAUAGAGGGAGUAGUUGCCAAGUACCCUGAUCUAUUUGAAGAGCCAACAGGGGUUGUUAAUAGGGAGGUCGUCCACGCGAUAGAGAUUAUCCCAGGGUCUAGUUUUCCGAAGGGUAGGAUCUAUCGGAUGUCUCCAGACGAGUUUGAUGAACUUUGCCGCCAACUCAAGGAACUCGUAGAGAAGGGUUGGAUCCGGCCGAGUGUCUCUCCUUACGGAUCUCCAGUAUUAUUCGUACCUAAGAAGAAGGAGGGCACUCUCAGGAUGUGCAUUGACUAUAGGGGCCUCAAUGCCAUCACUGUGAACAACAGAGAUCCCCUACCGCGCAUCGACAAUCUGUUAGAUAGAGUGCAAGGGUGCCGGUACUUCAGCAAGAUAGAUCUGAAGUCCGGGUACCAUCAGAUUGCAAUUCGGCCCGAGGAUCAACACAAAACCGCUUUUCAGACCAGGUACGGUCUGUACGAGUUUGUGGUGAUGCCUUUUGGCCUUGGCAAUGCUCCUGGCACGUUUCAGCACGCUAUGAAUCGGAUAUUCCAUGACUACUUGGAUAAGUUUGUCAUCGUGUACCUCGAUGAUAUACUUAUUUUUAGUAAGACUGUCAAGGAGCACGUUGCACAUUUGGACAAAGUCCUCAGUCUCCUGCGACAGCACAAGUUCAAGAUCAACGGUGAGAAGUGUGAAUUUGGCCGCACCCGUGUCUUGUACUUGGGUCAUGAGAUCUCCGCGGAAGGGUUGAAGCCCGAUGACGCGAAGGUAGCCAGCAUUUGCGAUUGGCCACGUCCUCAGUCUGUGACUGAGAUGAGAUCUUUCUUAGGAAUGACAGGCUAUUAUAGAACUUUCGUGAAGAACUAUAGCCAAUACGGCAUUGGCGCUGUGCUCGCGCAGCAGGAGGGGCCAAAGUUGAGGCCAGUUGAGUACAUGUCUAAGAAAAUGCCGUCUCAGAAGUUGGCUAAGUCCACUUAUGAGAAGGAACUCUAUGCGGUGUACAAGGCUCUYACCCAUUGGAGACAYUAUCUCCUUGGGAGGUUCUUCAUYCUCAGGACUGAUCAUCAGACCCUGAAAUGGAUGAGAACCCAGCCGGUACUCUCUGACGCUCUCAAGCGUUGGAUCGAAGUCAUUGAGCAAUAUGACUUUGACCCUCAGUAUCUCAAAGGGGAGUAUAACAAGGUUGUUGACGCCCUGUCGCGCAGACCAGACUUCCCAGGUGCGCUGAUUACUGAGUUCAGUCUUACGGACAAUGUUACUCAAUCUUUGGUGGAAGCCUAUCGCGAGGACCAGUUUAUGUCUGAGAUCAUAUGCAGACUUGAGGCGAAGGACAAGAAGACGUCCGCCGAGUUUGAGUUGGUUAAUGGCUUGUUGUUCCUUGAGAAGGCAGGGAAUAAACGAUUGUGUGUUCCCAAUAGUGAGUCUUUGCGUAGUUUGUUUCUAGGUGAAAGUCAUGAUGCCACCGGUCAUUUYGGGUAUAAGAAKWCCRCARCCAACUUGCUGCAGCGAUUCUGGUKGCCCACGAUGAUGCGAGAUGCACAGCUGUACGUGGAGACUUGUCAAGUUUGUCAACGGGACAAGCCCCGUACUCAGGCUCCUCUUGGGCUGCUUAAGCCCCUUCCGAUUCCGGAAAGGCCGGGUGAAAGCUUGUCCAUGGACUUCAUGGAUACGCUGGUCACCAGCAAGAGUGGGAUGAGGCAGAUCUUCGUCAUUGUGGACAGGUUUAGUAAGUAUGCUAGGUUAAUUGCCAUGCCGGAGACAGCGAAGACCGAGUAUGUAAUCAGGCUGUUCAAAGAGAACUGGGUGAGGAAUUUUGGAUUGCCUAAGUCUAUUGUAACUGACAGGGAUGUCAGAUUUACAAGUGAGUUAUGGAAGGCCGCUGCAGCUGAACAGGGAACUCAACUGCAAAUGACUUAUGGAAACCAUCCAAAAGCAAACGGCCAAGCUGAACAGAUGAACCGUGCUGUUGAACACCUGUUGAGGCAUUACAUUAAGCCCAACCAGGUGGACUGGGACGAGAAGCUUGGCUCUUGUCGCCAAUCUGUAUAAUAACGUUGUACACAGCGCUACCGGGGUGCAGGUCGUGGGAUCAAGACUCAACAAAGCACAAAAUGGCUA